AUGACUCUUCAGCACGUUCCGGAAAAUAAGUUACUGGACUACGAGCAUAAAAUGGACAAACAUCAAAAAAGAUCGCUGCUAAACCUGAUCCGAGAAGGAAUUCUGACAGAUGAAAGUUUUAUCAAUAUCACAGAUUCAUCUACACCUGAGAGAGUACAGGUUCCUAUUCCACGAAUAGUGGACGCUAUGAAGACGGCACAACGAAAAGUGCUGAGCAUGCAUAACAAUAAACCGCUCACCCUCCGGGUGUUUUACGCUAAACACUACUCUUCGGCUAGUUUUGAAAACCAACACAAGGCCGAUCUCGAUGUGCGAUCACUUUCUGCUGGUCGCUUCACUAUGCCUGUGUGGUAUUCAUUUAUGUUCCUAAUUAUGACUUUGGGAACAUUUGGCUCACAUAUCUGGUCACAAGUAACAAAUUACGCAGACCUGCAGAACAGCCUCUCGUUGACUCUGCCAACAAUUAUUCUGGUAGUGUCAAGCCUACUGAUCGGCCUUCUUCUUUACCUCACUAUUUAUAUGGUGGGAUUUUUGUGUUGCUGCGAGAACAACUUUACCGACAAAGGCCUUGCUACGGCCGAUCUCGACUACCCAGCUAUAUACGUGCAUUUCUGUGAGCUGAAUCAAAUCGAGAAGCGAAUCUAUGCCACGAAAGCUAUACAAUUCAUUUUGUUGUGGUAUACGAUGAUUCUUUCAAUUUACGCCAAUCUUUACGAAUUAAACAUCUACCCAGCACUGGCUACAGUGCUAACAAAUGGAUUUGGUCUCAUGUUAUUUGCCAGGAUAGCGGAGUUUUUUCGACGAUGUCGAAGAACCAGGAAUGGCACGGCGAUCGCAGCACGAUAA
This is a messenger RNA of Ostertagia ostertagi, 846 nucleotides long. Lineage: Eukaryota; Metazoa; Nematoda; Chromadorea; Rhabditida; Trichostrongylidae. The record is from the annotation of a GenBank genome assembly.